Onychomys torridus (southern grasshopper mouse) is the source of this 3304-nucleotide messenger RNA. It is a transcript of the gene Rnf43, whose product is annotated as ring finger protein 43. The transcript has 8 exons. Lineage: Eukaryota; Metazoa; Chordata; Mammalia; Rodentia; Cricetidae. Gene Ontology annotation, biological process: Wnt receptor catabolic process; ubiquitin-dependent protein catabolic process. The record is from RefSeq and is a predicted model, not a curated record. Bases 121 to 2085 code for a protein of 654 amino acids. Gene Ontology annotation, molecular function: ubiquitin protein ligase activity; frizzled binding.
CUGUACCUGUGCAACGCCAGUGAUGAUGACAACUUGGAGCCUGGAUUCAUCAGCAUCGUCAAGCUGGAGAGUCCUCGCCGGGCUCCUCGCCCCUGCCUGUCACUGGCCAGUAAGGCCCGCAUGGCUGGCGAGCGAGGGGCCAGCGCUGUACUCUUUGACAUCACUGAGGAUCGAUCAGCUGCGGAGCAGCUGCAGCAGCCCCUGGGGCUGACUUGGCCAGUGGUGCUGAUCUGGGGUAAUGAUGCCGAGAAGCUGAUGGAGUUUGUGUACAAGAAUCGGAAGGCCCAUGUGAGGAUUGAGCUGAAGGAGCCCCCAGCCUGGCCAGAUUAUGACGUGUGGAUCCUCCUGACUGUGGUGGGCACCAUCUUUGUUAUCAUCUUGGCUUCAGUGCUCCGCAUCAGAUGUCGGCCCCACCAUAGCAGACCGGACCCUCUUCAGCAACGGACAGCCUGGGCCAUCAGCCAGCUGGCCACUAGGAGGUACCAAGCCAGCUGUCGGCGGGCUCGAGCCGAGUGUCUAGACUCGGGGAGCAGCUGCAGCUCAGCCCCCAUGUGUGCCAUCUGCCUGGAGGAGUUCUCAGAGGGACAGGAGCUUCGGGUCAUCUCCUGCCACCAUGAGUUCCAUCGCACCUGUGUGGACCCCUGGCUACAGCAGCAUCGGACUUGCCCCCUCUGCAUGUUCAACAUCGUAGAGGGAGAUUCAUUUUCCCAGGCCCUGGGAGCCUCUCCAUCUUACCAGGAACCAGGCAGGAGACUCCACCUCAUUCGCCAGCAUCCUGGCCAUGCCCACUAUCAUCUCCCCUCUGCCUACCUGUUGGGCCCUUCCAGGAAUUCAGUGGCCCGGCCCCCAAGACCUAGACCCUUCCUACCCACCCAGGAGCCGAGUAUGGGCUCUCGGCAUCAGCGUCUCCCCAGGGCUGCACAUCUCCGGACACCAGCAGAACAGCGGCACCUAGCAGUAUCCCAGCACCCCUAUGCACGGGGCUGGGGGCUGAGCCACCUCCGAUGCACCUCUCAGCACCCCACAGCUUGCCCAGUGGCCUUACGCCGGGCCAGGCCUCACGACAGUAGCGGGUCUGGAGAAAGCUACUGUACAGAACGCAGCGGCUACUUGGCAGAUGGGCCAGCCAGUGACUCCAGCUCAGGACCCUGUCAUGGCUCUUCCAGUGACUCCGUGGUCAACUGCACAGACAUCAGCCUGCAGGGUAUCCAUGGUAGCAGCUCCACCUUCCGCAGCUCCCUGAGCAGUGACUUUGACCCCUUGGUAUACUGCAGCCCUGAAGGGGAUCUCAGAGGAAAAGGGAUGCCGCAGCCUACUGUGACCUCUCGACCCCGUUCCCUGGACUCAGUGGUGCCCACAGGGGAGACUCGGGUUUCCAGCCACGUCCACUAUCACCACCACCGCCACCACCACUAUAAAAAGCGGUUCCAGUGGCAUGGCAGGAAGCCUGGCCCAGAAACUGGGGUCCCUCAGUCCAGGCCUACUGCUUCUCAGACUCAGCUCCAGCCGGGGCCAUCAUUCUCGGACCAGAAGUUCACCACACCCAACCCAGCAGCUUCUUCAGUGCUCCCCAACACACAACGGCCCAGGUCCCUGACAGAGCUAGCUCCUGGCCCCAGCCCCAGCCCCAACUCCAACCCCAACAGUCUUUUGAACUUGCAGAAAUCCAGCCUCCCUGUCCGACACCCACAAAGAAAACGGCGGGGUGGCCCCUCAGAACCCUUGCCAACCUCUCAGCCCCAGGACUUGAGUGUGCACCCAGCUUGCCAGGUUUUCUCCCACUACAGCCCCAGUCUAGCAUCCCCUUGGCCUCCAGAGGCUCACCCAUUGAUCUUCAGGCCUCCAGGCCAGGAUAGGAGACUGCUACAUGAAGCCUCAGGCCCCUGUUACUCGAGUUCACAGCCAGUGUGGUUGUAUCUGCCCCCCCGCCAGCCUCUGGGACCAUGCUCUCCUGGAGAGGGGCAUUCCGAGUGGACUUCUGACAUGCCGGAGGGCAGACCAUGCCCUUAUCCACACUGCCAGGUGCCGCCAGCCCAGCCUGGCUCGGAGGAGGAGCUUGAGGAACUGUGCGAACAGGCUGUGUGAUGUGAGACAGCUCCAACCAAGAGUGUGCUCCAGAUGACUCAGGGUUCCACCCGGCACAGGGUUCUGCUCCUGGAGAAGCAAGGGCACUGGCGAGCAUCUCUUUUUGCCACACUUCCUAGGAGCACUGGAAGAAGAGUAGGAUGGUGGGUGGCGGGCGGGAGGUGCUGUUUCCUGCCCCCAGUUCUCAGUCUUUGUCUGCAGAACACACCGACUGUGCAGAAAGUCUUGUGUCCAGCCAGACCUCCAGCCACUAUACAGUUGUGAGGUGGGUCCCUAAAGGCUGAGUUUUUAGGGUGAAUGUCUAGGUGUCCUCAAGGUGCUGCUCUUUCCCAAGCCCAGAUGGGUCCCCUGCUGGGUCCCCAUUGCCCUGGGCAUCAGGUGCACACAAGCCACUUCUUGUCUCCUUUCAAGGCUUCCCGGGGGGCAACUCCAGCUUUGCGGUUUCCUUCUUCACAAAAGCACAAGGAGGUUAGGUGAGCCCCCGUCCCUAGGGAGGUCUCUGCGCCCUUUCUAGCCGGCGCCUGCCUUGGUGCUCAGGGGGGAUUGGUUCUUUCUCCUUGCUCUUCAACUGAUCUUCAGUUGCAGGCUUCGGUCCCAGAGGUGGGGCAAAACCUAGGAUGAAUCUUUUGAUUGUCAGACUCCUUGUCACUCCAGCAACUCCAGUCCCUCUGAGGUAGAGACCAGGAACAGAGAGAGUAACUCCUGGAGGCGGCUCGCCUGUCCCUAAAUCCCAAAGCAGGCAGAAAGAAAGCCCCACCAAACAUCUGGGCAGAGGGAGGAUGAGGUGAAGGCAGAGAGAGCAAGAUUACAGCUGAGCAAGGACAGACUUCUUCUCAGAGCCAAGCUGGAGAAGAAUAACAUGUGACCUCAUGGGUUUGCAGGGCCCAGAGGCCCACCUUCCCAGUCUAAGCCAUACAAACCCACAACCCAACAGAAGGUGUGCACAUGGAAUUGGAGCCAAAAGUUGGCCUGGGCAGCUUCUACCAAGUGGGCAAGGGCUGAGGGGCCUCCUGGCUGGCCCUUCAUCCCAGGGCAUCCUGACCAUUGUUAGCCCCUCAGGCAUUAUCCUUGCCUGGAAUGUGAAUGUGGGGGCAAAAUAGGCACCGGAUCCUACUCGGGGGAACCUUCUCUCCUCAAAGUCAGUGAGGAGACUGCACCCAGGCACCCACAUGGGUAUUUAUAUCUGAACCAGACAGAAAGAUGCUUGAAUCAGGCACUA